UGUUGAGCAUUUUUUUAUUCAGUCACGUGACGUAACGGAAGGCGGCGACUACAGCGGCGACAUGACUGAUUGUUGUGAUAAAAAGUGAACAUUAAAGAAUGUUAUUUAAGCGAUUCCAUGAGAGCAUAGUUCAGACAUCAUCGUCUGCGCUUGAUAAAGUGUAUAUGUUUUGUGACUUGCUCUGAAAGAGUUUUUACAGUUGUGGUUAAGUGAGGCUGUGUACAUCAAAUCGUGCCUGCUUUUUCGCUGUCAUUAUUGCCUAUUUUUGCUCUUAUUGAUAAUGAAAACAAUUACCUGAAUAAACAAUGAAACUAAUAGAAAAGUUUAUUAUUAUCUUUAUGUGUAUACAACUUAUCAGUGCAAUCAAAGAUAGUUCAGAAGAUGUCAUAUUAUGUGCAAAAACCCCUGGUACUAUUACCCACGUCAAUGAAGACGGGGGUCCUGAAGAAAUCUCAACAGAAUCUCCAGAUGAAACAUGUGUGAAACGUUAUUGUUAUACGUUAUGGAAAGAAGAUCCCGUUAGUGGAGACAAAACUAUCAUGGGACAAGGUUGUUGGGAUACUUCUGGAAAGUCUAAUGAAUGUGACAGGGCGCAGUGCCUUGCCCAAAACAAACCACCGAAAGUAAGAAACGAUACAAAGUUUUGUUGUUGUUCAGAGGACAUGUGCAAUUUAAAUUUUACUGAUGUGUACGUACCUGCUGAAGAAGUUUCCCCAUCAACUACGGAGAUAGUUCCAAGAAAAUCUGCAAACCCAUAUAUUUGUAUAACGGCAAUAGUCUCAUUUAUAAUUAUUAUAAUGAUUGCUUUACUUGGUUCAUUUUAUUUUUGGAAAAAGAAACCUAAGAAAAAUGACGUGGAAAGCGGUCAUCAACAUUCUGUACCACCACCAACUGAUUAUAGUUUAGAUAAGUUGAAGCUUUUAAACGUAAUUGGACAAGGCAGAUAUGGUUGUGUUUGGAGAGGAUUAAUUGACGACCAGGAAGUUGCUGUAAAAAUGUUCGCAGCACAUCACCGUAAUUAUUUUCUUAACGAACAUGAAAUGUAUAAACUCUCAGGUGAAAAUUCGGCCUUAUUAAAGUGCUAUGGAGGGGGUGAAUACAUGAUGACCCCUGGAGGAAUAGCUGAUUACCUUCUUUUACUUAGUUUAGAACAAGAAUGCCUACAAGAAUACUUAAAGAAUCACACUCUUGAUCUAGUUACUUUGAGUAAAAUGAGCUUAGGAGUUGCUAGAGGGCUUGCUCACUUGCAUUCAGAUCUGGGAAAGCCAUGCAUAGCCCAUAGGGAUAUCAACAGUAGAAACAUUUUAAUACGAGCUGAUUUAACUUGUUGCGUAUGUGAUUUGGGUCUCGCCGUAGUACCCAGACGCGCUGAAAACAAGUCCAUCAGCGAGGCGGGAACCCUUCGAUAUAUGGCUCCUGAAGUUCUAGAAGGAGCUGUUAAUUUACGAGACUGUGAAAGUGCUUUAAAGCAAAUCGACGUGUAUGCACUUGGUUUAGUUUUAUGGGAAUUAGGAAUGAGGUGCACGGAUAUGCAAAAUUCGGAACCCCCGCCAUAUUCUCCACCAUUUUAUAAAGAGGCGGGUGAAAAUCCUACGUUAGAACAAAUGCAAACUUUAGUUAGCCGACAUAAAGCUAGGCCCUUAUGGCCUCCAUCUUGGAAAGAUACGGCCGCUGCUCGUCUACUAAGUGAAACAGCGGAGGAUUGUUGGGACCAGGAUGCCGAGGCGCGACUGACAUCUUUAUGUGUAGUGGAACGUUUAUUAGAAUUGCCUUCAUUGAAAGGUCGCGUUUUACAUUCAAUGCAUCCACCAGCAAGUCCGACACCGUUAAUAAAUAAUAACCACCUGCACGACCAUCAGAUUGAUAUAUCUGUAGGUACUGUAGAGACUUUAUUAUCUCCCAGUGAAGAACAUUGUAAAAAUUCUAAUCAAUUAGUAACGUGUGUGACACCUCUUCAACCAUACCAAGGUCGUAAUCCGUGCUUGGAAAGGAAUCUUCUUUCAGGAUCUAGCGAUAGUCUUCUCAUUGAUAAGUCAACAAAACAUUGCACAAGCUCCGAGUUUCAAAAUUUAAUUACGAAUGAUUUUCUAAACUAUCAAAUAAACUAUCGCGCGACACCAAUUCCAUACGUUCAAAAUGCCGUUCAUGGAAGUCCGAAGCAGUCAAAUACUAGUAGUGAAACGUCCAAAAAAUUCAAAUGGAAUGGGUUUAUGAAACUCUUUCCAAAUAAGAAAUACAACGGCGAUGAAAACUCUAGGGCGACUCAAGUAAAGCUUAACGCGAAACUUGUCAAUGGUUUUGGACAAAAUGAAGUUACAACAUCUCUGUUGUCAGAAGAAACCAAACGGCCUUCUACAUUACCUCUUAAUGUUGUUAAAUCUCAAGACAAUGUUCUGAACUCGAGUGGCGUAACUCAAAUUUUAAAACGAAAAAAUAGUAUAUCUCGGCAGCGUUCAUUAGAGCAGUUUAAUGAAGUUUUUUCUUCAAUUAAUGAUUUAUCGAGGUUAAAAGAUCCUUCACAGAGAAUUAAAACUCCGGGUGAUGUACCCCCGUCUGUUCGAAGAACGAGAGGCAAGGCCGCCAAAGAAUCUGCGGCGAGAUUUUCGUUAUACGACGAUCGAAUAAUGUGUCGCGGACAAUGGGGAAGCGCUCCAGAUUUGGAACCUCCGGUUCCACCCAAAUUACCACUAUUAAAUGACUUACAAGACCGAGAUAGUGUAAGUAGUUUUUAAGUUGCAGCUUUUCUGGAAUUGUAAAGCUAAACUGUUAUCGCGAUUGGUACGACAGAGAAUUAUUUUUAUUGAUCUUUAUUCGAAAUUUGAUAAUUUAUGUAUAUUUUGAAAAAUGUACAUUACGUUUCAUGUUUUUAAAUUAUUUUUGAGAAACCAAAGGAAAUUUUGCGGCUGCACUUUCGUGACGUUGCUUCUAAUCGUUUUCUGAAUUGGUAACUAAGAUAAUAUUAAAUUUUGAUGUACGUAAUUGCCUAAUAUGUACUUUAAAAUGAUACAUAUAUUGUACGUACAAUAAUAUGAAGCGUGUUUCAUGAAAACCAAAUUACAGAAAUCGACUUAAGACCCUUUUUUAGUGCUUUAGAAAAAUUCAGAAUAUAACUUCGAUAGUAACAGGUGACAGAAAAAACGUUGAAUGCAGGCAGGGUAGUCAAAAUAUUGGAACUGGUUAAAUAUCACGAAAACUUUAAUUUAAAUAUUAGGUAUAGUUUAGUUCAAAACGAAAGAGGCCAUCACGUGGUCUACGCAUAGUGUCAGUUUAUUUCAAUAGAGUUCAUCGUUAUAAGAAAAAAAUUAUUAAACAAAAAGCUAUGCAAUGGUAUGAGAUUUUUAAUAAUCUAAAAACUAAAAAUCAAAUCAUUUGUUCACUUAAUUUUAAUAACAUAGCUGGCUUCUUAGAAUACUCUAGUGCAAGGUGAAGGAGUUAAAAUUAAAAGUAGUCCCAAUAUUUGACCCGUUCCAUAUUUUUCGAGAAUCUGUAAAAAGUUAAAACACAUGUUUUAGACAAAAAUAAUAAAUUCGUGAUUUUUAAAAUUUUCAAAGAAUGCAACUUUUGAAAUCAACUUUUUUCGAAUUCAUAACGCAACAUUGGGUACCUACUGUGCUGUGUUGAUGACACGUUUAUAUUAGUUACUAUGAUCAUAAAUGUGGAGAUGAUAAGGCUGCGUAAAUAUAACGUCACAAAUUUGAAAAUAUUCUUGGCUUUAAUUCUCGGAAUAGUAACGAAGUGUCCCACAAGAAAUCUUGUCUAGUCAUUUGAAAUAAGAAAUUCAAGUGGAAGUGAAACUUCACACUUAACAGUUAAAUGAAACGAGAGUAUUCUCGGUCAUUUAGGUUAUUCUUCCUAAUGCCUUUCGUGACCACGAUAUAAUUGUUAACUUAACAAUGAAAUUAUUUACGACCAUAAACUUUUUAUAAAGUGCAUUUUAUUAGUGUCUCCCGAAUUAUUGGUUGUAACUACAAACAACACGAUUGGUACAGUGUCCAAUGUUGGGAGGUAUAUAAAAAGGUCACGUAAAAUUGGCAAAAUAUGCAGAAGUCAAAAAAAUAUUUAUUGCAAAUGCUAUUCACGAAUUGUAUAAUUAUUUUUUUAACUGCCGUUUUAACUGAUUAUUGUCUUGCAUUUCGUAGAAAAAAAUUGAAAAUAUUGGUAAAUAAACUCAAGCGUUCAUAGAGUAAAUACAUAUUUUUUUUUGCAAAUUAAAUUCAUUACUGAGUAAAACAAUUUACUAAGGUUUAGUUAAAAUUAUUAAUGUGAUCAAUUUCCGGACGAAAACAUUCAAAAUUGUUGAGUUUCGUGAGCGUUCGACUUAUUGAACUUUUGUUUUCUUUUUUGGAUGACUGCAUUCGUCAAUUUAAAAAGUUAGUGUCAAUUUCGUCGAAAGUAUAGAAGGAUGAAGUAAAGCUCCAGUGAUCAAAAGCAUACAAUGUAACUUUUCGAUUGCACCUAACUAUGUUACGAGUUUCCAUUAUACCAUAUUUCAUCAUUUUUAUAGAAUCAUUCACAAAAGAUGGUGAUACAAACAGAAAUAACUUGUUUUUCUGAAGAACAGAAUACCGCGACCUCUGGCCUUACUGGCGUAAUUAACUAUAACUUGUAAUAUCUGUAGCGAACCACAAGUAAAUAUAAAUGUGAUUACUACCUCUUAACCUCUUUGAUUUAUAAUAUGGCAGUUGAGUUGUUAUGUAAAAACUGUGAACUCCGAACCUAAACAGCUUGUAGAAAAUAAUUCGGAACAAAUUUACACGAACAAAUUGAGUGAGUCAUAACAAUUGUAGCAGACAGUGACGUUUUUUAACAUUUACGUAAAAAAUUUGCACUUCAGCCAGUUGCUUAUUCGCAUAAACUAAACUCGAAAGAAUUAAAUGGUGCGAUUGCAGCAGAACCGGAAAGAUGUAGUACGUAAUAGACCUUUGUCCAAAGUAGUGUCCAAAGAUAGCUUAAUAGAUUUGUCCGUGUGACUUAAAAAGAAAAAAUGCAAAGAACAGUUCGUAAUUGAUAAUUUUUGAAUGAAAGCUGUAAAGGCAUAGCGUUCAUAGUAUUUGUAGAAAAAUAAUUUUAGACCCAGUUAUACUAAACAUCUAGGGCCUAAAGUGUAUUUCACAUGAUAAUCAACGACCAUUAAAACUAACGUAAUUUCGGAUAGAAGUGGAAACAAAAUGUUUAUCAAUUCUUUAAAAAUGUUUGUGUAAUCAGCAGUUUCCAAAUAAUACUUGUAUAAUGAAACAGUUGAGUUGAUACAAAUACUUGGUGUUGACAUUAAAAUGGUUAGAACUAUAUUGUACACCAAUAUAACCAUUGUAUUGGGACGUGACGUACUACCUAUUUGGUAAGUCAGGGAAAACGGCAUUGCAAAUGUAAAGCUCAAAGUAUUAUUUUUAUAAUUCAUUAUAAAGAGGUUGAAUGAUGAAGAUCUACAUAAACGCAGAUAUUUUCUAAACCACAAAUGUUACGAGAAUAUGAACAAGCAUUUACGCAAAGUCAUAAAAGUAAUAUGUAGCCAUAAGAUAAUAUAGAUUUAUUGUAGAUUAAAAAAAAAUAUGAAACAUACUCCAAAAAUUUUUCUGUGAUUAGAUUUUUUUAUUAUUAAAAAGUUUUUUUAUUAUUUUGGCUGUGUAUUUACGUGAACUACGCAUUCCUAUUCAUUAAAUGAAAACUGACAUGAGAUACUCGAAAUUAAAUGCCAGCAGAUUACAAAUCUGUCAUGUAAUUUUAGUUAAAAUGUAAGUUAUACUUUAUGAAGUAUAACAGAUUUCUAAUUGAUUGAGUGUCUUAUCUUAAUGUCUAUUACACAUACAUACUUAACUUAUAUUUUGCCGAGGUUGACAAUUUCUGUUGAGCGGUCAUCAAUCUGAAAAUUAUUAUAUAUUCGAGGAAAUUAUCAAUCUCGACGGUAGAUAUUUAAAUCACAGCAAAAUUUUCUAGUAACAAUUGGCAAAAGUUGCUUAUUUAUUAAAUUUUUAUGUGUACAUAUUAUAUAGGUAUACAUAACGAAAAUCUAAAAAUAAUGUAUUAAAUAAAAGAAUUUAGUUCUA
Zophobas morio is the source of this 6044-nucleotide messenger RNA. RefSeq names its product bone morphogenetic protein receptor type-2 (gene wit). Gene Ontology annotation, biological process: protein phosphorylation; BMP signaling pathway; cellular response to growth factor stimulus. The transcript has 6 exons. NCBI's taxonomy places the organism in Eukaryota, Metazoa, Arthropoda, Insecta, Coleoptera, Tenebrionidae. The record is from RefSeq and is a predicted model, not a curated record. Bases 306 to 2732 code for a protein of 808 amino acids. Gene Ontology annotation, cellular component: signaling receptor complex; plasma membrane. Gene Ontology annotation, molecular function: transforming growth factor beta receptor activity; ATP binding.